AUGAAGUUUAGACGGAAGAGCUUAAACAACCCUUCCUCUUUCUCUUCAUCAUCAUCAUGUUCUUCGAUUCCUUUUCUUUCUCGCUCUUCAGUUUCUUCGUCCAGUCUCCUCUCUUCACCACAUAUGUUUCCAUUGCUUGGUUCCACUUCUCUACCCGCCUUAUCUACACUAUCCAAUAUGCCAUUAUCUGAUUGGGCUGAUUCAGCUAAAGGCAACUUCAGAGUUUGUAAUGGUUGCAGCUGUUGUUGCCAGCCAUCUGUUCCUUCUCAAGCAUCGGAAUGUUCUUGCUCAUAUAUAUGUACCAAAAGCUGCUGCUGCUGCAAUUGUUGUUGUCCUUCCGCAAAUUCUGAAUUAUCAACAUCUUUCUCUGUGGAUUCAUGGCGAGUGUGGUGGAACUGGUGCUUGUCUACUUUUGGUCUUCUUUCUUCUCGCGUCUCUGCUGAGGAUUGCACUUGUUAUAUGGCUUGCAUGCGAGCCCAGACAUUCCGUAGACGGUGUUCUGCGUCUUCUGCUGCCCUUGAUUCUACUGUUGCCGUAAUUCCUCGCAAGGAAGGUCGAACCUUGGAAUUUAUUUCAUCUAGAUCUCCGUCUUCUGGACAUCUUUCUGCAUCAUCUUACUCUGUUAGUUCAAGGAAUUCAUCAUGCUCAAGUUCUGUCUCAUCCCGGUCCUCCUCCACUCCUGCUUUCACUACUUCCCGAUCUUUCUCAUCCUCCUCUCUCUCAACAUCAUGUUCAAUCUCAUCUUCGUUCUCCUCGUCGAAGGCUUCCUCUAGAUCGAUAAAUCUUAGUUCGGUCGGUUUCAGCUCUGUCCGGUCGCCGCCCUGUGUCUCUCUUCUGCCUGGUUCUGCUGCCGGCACCACGAAUUCCUCGCCCGGUCCUCAUACGCCCAAUCUAACCAAUUUGAACCAAUUUAACCAUUGCAGUUCGGAUAAGCAAAUAAUGGCUUUACGAUCUAGGAAAUCUGCCAAACUGUCACACCAGCAUAAGCAUUCUUACACAAUCGAACCAAUAGAGUCAGAUAUUUAUACUUCAAGGCAAUGCCCCAUCUGUUUAGAGGAUUCAGGGACUCUUCAGAAUGACGUAUUGAAAGAGGGAAAUCGACUGAUGCUCUUACAGCCAAAUGCACCAACGACUUGUGUGUCGCAUAGUCAGUUCCAACAGCUCCGUAUUGGCAAUGAGGUAAUCACCAGAAAGCAUUCUAUUAACCAGCCACACGUCACGGCUCCAACACUAAGCCCUGUUGUUACAACUGCCACUCCAAGCAUUUGUACCCUAAGCAGCAACACCCAGAGCAUCAUUAAUAGACCUCAGAUUAUGUCCACUGGCAACACAACUGCGGCGCUUUGCUUAGGCCGAGCUGACCCUUCGUCUUGGCUUGGUGAUUCUUGUGCUUCUUCUGUCACUAAUCUUCCUUUGUCGGCUUCACAUACGGCCACCAGAGGAGCAGAGAAAACUCGAGAACGUACUGGCUAUUUGGCUUCAACCUGUUGCUCUCCCUUCAUGUCAAAAUCAUCACUCUAUAACAGAUUGGUAUCAACAGCUAAUUUUUCUGUCAUUAGAAAACUUCCUCUUACUUCACCCUCUGCUGAUAAUGGUAUUCUUGAACGACAGAGUGAAAAGCUAGGGUUAUCCGAGCCGGCUCCUAUUUCAGCACCUCUAAGCGACGAGAGAACUAGCUCAUUUUCGCGACGAUAUCACAGAUCCCGGCGCCGCUGUCGCCGCCACCAAACCUCAAAUCAGGAUCUGCUUGGCCCUUCUGACUUUAUGUCUGGCAGCCUGCGUCACCAUUCUGUCUCUUUGCCUCCUACAGGAGCCAGGUAUGCUUAUUUUCAGGAGCGAGACCGUGGUCAUUCCGGGCAUAUUGCGACCAGAAGUACUUGGCAUUCUGCUGAACAUCAAGAUCAUUUAAGAAAGGAUAUUAAUUGGUUCCUGAGAACUUCAUCCAGCUCCCGGAUGCUGCGCAAAGGGACCACCAUAACUAUUGCUGCCUCUAAGACAAGAUCGGAACGCCACCAUGAAUGCACGCAAAGUCCUAGUCAUUAUAGCCAUCAUCGCCUCCAAUAUAUCCAGAGAAGUCAUUCUCGUAUGACAAAUAACAAUAUUGCAAAUGCUAACAAUAAUCAAAAUAGUUCUGAUGAGCUUAAUAAUCAGCGUUCUGGCUUUUUUCCGGGUAAUGCUGGAGAGUUGAUUGCUCAAGAUGCGGUUAUCUUAGAUUCUAGUGACAAUCGGAUUUUUCCUAAUCUAGACCAAAAGAACACGUUUCAUCAUUGUCGUCGAAAUUAUCGCCACCGUCAUGAUGUUCAGCAAAAUACACAUUUAGGUAACCUAGAC
Protopolystoma xenopodis is the source of this 2331-nucleotide messenger RNA. The record is from the annotation of a GenBank genome assembly. Lineage: Eukaryota; Metazoa; Platyhelminthes; Monogenea; Polystomatidea; Polystomatidae.